AUGGCCGAUAUCCAGGCCCCAGCCGUGACCGCGACCGCCUCCCCCACGGUGCCGCCCAGUGAUCAACCGGACGAUGCGAAUCUGCGGCCUGCUGGUCCGGGACUGGCAAGCACCCGGAGCUUGCCCUCGCCGCAGAUUGCUAUACACGAGGACGCCGCCGAAAGCAAUCAGCAGCGCCCGUCCAUGCUCUCUCACAUAUCGGCCCCGGCUGCUCAGCAGUUCCACAGCCCCAUGCGACAGCACAAGAGGACGCCGUCUCAGCAUCGUGAAGUCAAGGAAACCCUCAACGCCAGAUCCGAGUACACCAGCGACGACGCCGACGGCACGAAACUCAGGAUAAAUCAAUAUGUCAUCAGAGAAGAGAUUGGCAGAGGAUCGUAUGGUGCCGUGCACAUUGCGACUGACCAGUUUGGCAAUGAAUAUGCGAUCAAAGAGUUUUCCAAGACUCGUCUGCGCAAACGGGCGCAAUCCAACAUCUUGAGGCGUCCUCAAGGCGAAAGACCAGGUCGUUUUCCCCCUGGGCGCGGCCUGCGUUCUCCUUGGGCGCAGCACCAGCGCCAGCUCAGUAACCAGGAUGCCGCCGAGGCCAAGGACUCCCUUUUCCUCAUCCGUGAGGAGAUCGCCAUCAUGAAGAAGCUGAACCACCCGAAUCUGGUGUCGCUGAUCGAGGUUCUGGACGACCCCGAGGAGGACUCCCUCUGGAUGGUGUUGGAGAUGUGCAAAAAGGGGGUUGUCAUGAACGUGGGGCUCGAGGACCACGCCAACCCCUAUCCUGACGAGCAGUGUCGAUAUUGGUUUCGUGACUUGAUUCUGGGAAUUGAAUACUUGCACGCGCAGGGCAUCAUACAUCGGGAUAUCAAGCCGGAUAACCUGCUGCUCACUGAAGAUGACUGCUUGAAGAUCGUGGAUUUUGGCGUUUCCGAGAUGUUUGAGAAGCCAGAUCAGAUGAUGACGGCCAAGUCUGCAGGCUCGCCGGCAUUUUUACCCCCAGAAUUGUGCAUGGCCAGGCACGGCGACAUAAACGGAAAGUCGGCAGACAUAUGGUCCAUGGGGGUUUCUCUGUACUGUCUCAAAUACGGAAAGCUACCAUUUCACCGGAACAACGUCCUCGAGAUGUACGAGUCGAUUCGCACCGACGAACUCCCCAUACUCCCAGAGGAGGACCCUAAUUUCGUCGAUCUCAUCACACGCGUGCUUGACAAGGACCCGAAUACUCGGAUAAGCAUGCAUGAUCUCAGGAACCAUCCGUGGGUGACUAAAGGAGGUGACGACCCUCUGCUGUCUGAGGAGAGUAACUGCUCUCAGCUCGUUGAACCACCGAAUGAGCUUGAGGUGAACCAUGCUUUUACGCGAAAGAUGGAUCACAUCAUGACAGUGAUGAAAGCAAUCAACAAGUUCAAGGGGUUGGUCUUCAAGAGCCGUUCCAGCACCCCCAGGUUGACAUCGCCACGAACCCCCAAGACCUUGGAGAUCCCAGACCAUGUUUCUGAGACCUCCAGAGACACCUCACCAGCUGUCACUACUGAACCACCCGCAUUCGAUGGUCGGCCACGCCACAAGUCGAUCGCCGAAGAGGCUGCUGAGCUGGUUGAAGCCAGGAAGGCCUACCUCGCGUCUUCCGACAAGCUUGGCCGCCAGACGACAGCGGAUGGGGAAAAUGACGCCGAAGAGUCAUCGGAUGCCAGUUCACAUUUCUUGGGCAUCGGAGUCGGCGGUCGCGAUGACUUCGGCACACCGAAGGUUCCUACAGCCGUAGUCUCUGAUUCCCCAACCGGCAUCGACUUCAACAUAUAUGACCGUGCCUUUGAGGCUGAGAUGUCGCGCAUCCGUUCCGAGAAGCACAGCCACCGAAAGACGACCUAUCUUACCAAGUUUGUAAACGAGAAGGAGAAGUACUUUGGCGAUGAGUGCAUGAUACUGGAGGCAGGGCGUAGCCUGCCAUCUCUGGCCUCCUCUAGUGUGAACAAGGCUGGCUCCGCAGCGGCAAAGACUCUGGAGCACGUGGGCUUCCCGCACCGAGACCCUGUCGACGGUGAGGAGAACGAGAGUUCGCGGAUGCAGCAAAUGAGAGAGGCGGUCGACGCCAAGAGAACCCAAAGUUACGAAUCUAUCGAGACCAUCAAGGAGAAGGGGCAAAAAUUCGCGGAAUUGGUUAUGGGCACCAUGCAAAGUGCCAAAACCAAGGCCACUGGGGCGUCAAAAGAAUCGGAGUGA
Molecule: messenger RNA, 2214 nt
Organism: Neoarthrinium moseri
Lineage: Eukaryota; Fungi; Ascomycota; Sordariomycetes; Amphisphaeriales; Apiosporaceae
Exons: 7
Coding region: 1-2214 (737 amino acids)
Biological process (GO): intracellular signal transduction; protein phosphorylation
Cellular component (GO): cytoplasm
Molecular function (GO): ATP binding; protein serine/threonine kinase activity
Source: RefSeq, a predicted model, not a curated record